Messenger RNA from Urocitellus parryii (Arctic ground squirrel), 2162 nucleotides. RefSeq names its product fibronectin type III domain containing 5 (gene Fndc5). NCBI's taxonomy places the organism in Eukaryota, Metazoa, Chordata, Mammalia, Rodentia, Sciuridae. Gene Ontology annotation, molecular function: protein binding. Gene Ontology annotation, cellular component: plasma membrane; extracellular region. The record is from RefSeq and is a predicted model, not a curated record. Gene Ontology annotation, biological process: positive regulation of brown fat cell differentiation.
AUGCACCCGGGGCCGCCGUGCGCCUGGCCGCCCCGCGCCGCGCUCCGCCUGUGGCUGGGCUGCGUCUGCUUCGCGCUGGUGCAGGCGGAUAGCCCCUCAGCCCCAGUGAAUGUCACCGUCAGACAUCUCAAAGCCAAUUCUGCAGUUGUCAGCUGGGACGUCCUGGAAGAUGAGGUUGUCAUCGGGUUUGCCAUCUCUCAGCAGAAGAAAGACGUGAGGAUGCUGCGCUUCAUCCAGGAAGUGAACACCACCACUCGCUCCUGUGCCCUUUGGGACCUAGAGGAAGAUACCGAGUACAUCGUGCAUGUGCAGGCCAUCUCCAUCCAGGGCCAGAGCCCGGCUAGUGAGCCUGUGCUCUUCAAGACUCCAAGAGAGGCUGAGAAGAUGGCCUCCAAGAACAAAGAUGAGGUGACCAUGAAAGAGAUGGGGAGGAACCAACAGCUGAGGACAGGCGAGGUGCUGAUCAUCGUCGUGGUCCUGUUCAUGUGGGCAGGUGUCAUUGCCCUCUUCUGCCGCCAGUAUGAUAUUAUUAAGGACAACGAACCAAAUAACAACAAAGAAAAAACCAAGAGUGCGUCAGAAACCAGCACACCAGAGCACCAGGGCGGGGGUCUCCUCCGCAGCAAGUUUCCAAACAAGUCCUCAGUGAACAUCAUCGAAGCAUGACUGCCUGUCUGCAGGGAGAAGGAUUUCAUUUUUCUUCUCUGCUGGUCCCUGGGUCCUGGGCACAGAGAGAGAACUGACCGCAGCAAGGGAGGAGGCACAGUUCUUCCUCUUCCCCAUCUUAGUCUGAUGACAGAGGCUGAACUACAAACCCAAAUUCUGCAAAAAAAUAAAUUAAAUAAAUAAUAAAAAAUAAAUAAAUAAAUAAUAAGCCACAAAACUAAAAGGCCUGGCCCCAUCCUGGGAAAGGAAAAACUGCAUGAGACACAGCCUUCUGCCUCCUCUCCUCUCCUGGACUGGCUUCCUCUUUGAGAAAAUGCACAAAACCCUGGGAGAUGACAAGUACCAAGACUGACUCAAGCUGUGUCUUUCAGACCSAGGCUCAUCAGGGAAGCCAUAGGGCUGCCAUCAAGCCUUUUCUGGAUCCAGCCAUCAAGGACUUGUUUGUGGUGUGAUGCACACCCUUGUGAGUGUGCAUAAGAGGUCACCUGCUAGGUCUCUUUUGGAAAAAAAAAAAAUCAAAAAGUGGAGGGCACCACUCCAGAGGGCAGAGGUUUCUCCCAAGGUCUGAGCUCGUUGCCUGCAUCCUGUUUUCUUUGACCAUUCCUUUGAUGGUAAGAUCAUCAGCUGGGGUCUGAAGAAGACCUGGAAGGUACUUACUGACUCUGUCUUUUUUAGCAAGCAUCUCUUUUUUCAGCAGUUUCAGCAGUGCUGGCUUGGACAACUGAAAAAGCACAUCCACGUCCUGCAUCCUGGGGGCUGCUGAGCCACCCACUGUAGAAUGGUAGCUGCUAGAAGACAGGUAUGAGCCAUUCAACACAGACAGAAAGAGCAGCCUGGCUGUCACUACUGGCCUCUGGGGUCUUCAUAUCUUGCCAUCUCAUCCAAGGUUCUAUGAAAGUUACCCAGGGUCCUCAUGUCCUUCCCUAGAGCCUGAGUGGUGUAAGGUGACAGGUCUCUCCACUGUCCCUUACUGGUUAAAAAAAAAAAAUGGUGCUUGAUGAGGGAACCAGACUCUUCCCUGGGACUGACACAUUAUGGCUGCCAGAUGCUUGCAUAGGAAGAGGCGAACUGUGCAUCUUCCGCUGGUGGCCAAGGCAGGGAUGUGGAAGGUUGUGCCUAACACAAGCCUGACACACAGCAAGUACUCAGUAAAAAUAUGUUGCRCUGACUGGUAAGAGCACUGGCCUCCUCCAUGCCAGAGAGCUGAAAGCCAUCACCCAGUGACCACCUCUUCCUUUCAGUCUACAAGAGCUCUCAAGGCUGGGUCAGCCAGCACUCUGCUUUGGAGUGUGGCAGCACAGGAGUGGAGAGACAGGAGAAUGGGCAGAUGUCAGCAAUACUAAGGGCUUCCUCCUGGGAGGGCAUGGGGCUCCACUCAUCGUCUUGUGACUUCCAUCCCUGCUGAGUGGGGAGCAAGGCUCCUUAAGGGAGAGGUCCUUACCUCUGAUCCAGUUAGAGCAAUAAUCACUUUUUAAAUGUAAAAUAAAAAGACAAAU